CCACGCUCUAGUGAAAACCUUUCGGGGCGAGACAUCCUGACACUUCAAGUCACAUCUAUGUCACGUGAUCGCGUUAGAUCAUCCCAUCAGGUGACAGCAAGUUCUCCGCUGUCAAUUCCGAGUGUCAGAGUGAGCGAAGAGUGGUGACCGCCAGUGACACUAGCUCAAAUAGAGGCAAAUCCUUCGCCUUCAUGCAUCGAAGAAAGGGCAUUAGCCCAACUCUGCCCUCUCGCCAUUCGUCGUCGUCGUCCAUGUCCUCCGAAAAAGAGGUUUCGCGUUUAAAUCAACGCAGUCUCGGUGUCACCAAUCGUAUCUGGCUCAUACUGGCCCUCUUCGUAUUCUUGCUCACUUUCACUCAUUUCGUUCUCCCGACCACCCAUACCCCGACUUACGCAUUCUCGAGUCUUGGGCUCACGCCCAAAAACUACCUCAAUGCGUCCGAGGUUGGGCCAAACCCAUUUGACUUUUGUCCGAUCUACGGCCCAGGGGACGAAAUAGGUUCCAAGCACGGUGCAACUCCUCUUGGGAAAACCCGGCUGCAUUUGGGGAGUGGUGUCCGCAUCCAGCAUGUUUUGAACAGGGCGUUAGCUGGACAGCCUAUAACCAUUAGCAUCAUAGGGGGCUCUAUAUCCUCUUGCCAUGGUGCUGGUGAUGAUCCAAUUUCCCCGAAGUGCUAUCCCUCCCGGUUCUUCCAAUGGUGGAACUCUGUCUUCCCCCAUCCCGCCUCCGAACUCACUAACGGCGCUAUGCGUCGGACGAGCUCGGAAUAUUUCGCAUUCUGCAGCGCACACCAUAUUCCCGACCAUACAGAUCUCGUCAUAAUUGAGCUUGAUUCUGAUGACCGUGCAGACCAACAAGCACUUGAAGACUUCGAGGUUCUCGUGCGGUCUAUCCUCAUCCGUCCUGAUCUUCCCGCCGUCCUUAUCCUCGGUCAUUUCAGCCCCCAAAUCCACACCGCCUACGGAUUUGCUGGGCCGGACCAUUAUCACAACAUUGUCGCCCAAUUUUACGACGUUCCCCAUAUCAGUGCCAAAGCUCUCGUGUACCCAGAGUACAUGCAGGACCCUGACGCCGUUAUCUCGAAGUAUUACGUGGAUCCUGUUCUUGCAUCUCCCCGGGGACACGAACUCAUCGCCGACGCCCUCAUUUCGUAUCUCCAGUCGCAGAUUUGCACUGCGUGGGCUGUGGCAUCUGGGGCAGCAUAUGACGUGGUUCCAGCUCGCACAACAUUCGAUCAGCCAGCGGGAGACACGCAUGGACUCUUUGGUGGCGUUGGUCUGCGCAAGGGUGUUCCAGAAGAUGAAGCUGGGUCGGACGAUAGCGGCAAGUUAGCAGACCUACCUCCCACUUCUAACUUGUUCCAUCCUUCACUCCGCAUUCCUCGUGCUCGGAUCGCUACGCGACCAAACGAUGCUCGACCGUUCCAAGAACUGGCGCCUUUCUGCGUCUCGGCACACGAUUUGAUCAACCCGCUGCCUGUGUCUUUGUUCUAUGGCUCAGGCUGGCAUGCAUUCCAUCCUCCCGGUGGGACGGGCGCAUUGCAAAGCAACAAGGCACACUACUGGUACUCGACGCUCCCGACGAGCAAAAUGCGCGUUCCUGUCCAGGUCGGCGCUGGCGACAUCGGCAUAUACUAUAUCAAAGAGCCGAUUAACACUGUGGGAGAGGGAAGUGCCGUCGAAUGCUGGGUCGACGACAACUACGCUGGAGCCAGGACCGUCGAAAACGCAGCGGACGUUCCCGAGGCAACCGCCGCACUGUUCUAUAUCGAUCAUUUCGUAUCCCGAGGCUCCCAUUUCGUUGAGUGCCAGCUGAUGGGUGAAGAGGGUCAGAGUGUGCCUGCAUUCAAGAUUGUGGGCAUCUUCUCUUCUUGAUGUCUUCUGUUGCCAUGAGGAUGCUGCACCAAUGGGGCCUUAGACUAUUGUACGCUAUUACUUAUUCGAAAUAUGCAUUUGGAACAUUGUACCACUGGCCGCAAACCAAGACUCAUUAUAAAUCACAUACAAUGAUCCACAUACACUCAGUGGCUGUGCGAAGUGAUCGCAAACUUUCUUCAUGCCUCGACGACCCAAGAAAACGAUUGGCAAGCCUCGGCCUGUGAACCGGGACGAGAGCAAAAUCAAAAGAUGGGAGAAAGUCUCGGAUAUUCCUAUGGACGAGGAGGAUCAAUUCCAGGCUUCUCGAGAUAGAAUUCUAUUGGACGGAGACGAGGCGGUUGACGACAACGACGACGGCGACGAUGACGAAGUAUUUGCUUUAGACCUGGACGGCAGUGACGAUGACGAUGGCGAGGACAUGGAAGAUGAGCAGGACACAGUGGGCCAACACACCGCAUCUGCGAAACCGUCUCGCAAGGCAAAGACAAAGAAGGCGAAAGCUGAUACCGACUCAGAGGAAGAGGAGGAAGACGAGGAGGAGGAGACUUGGGGCCGAGGGCGUUCGGCGUACUACUCAUCGAACGCAGCUCAGAUAGACUCGGACGAUGAAGAGGCCAAUGAACUCGAGGAACAAGAGGCGAAACGGCUCCAAGAUAAAGCUAGAGACGAUAUGGAUGAUGGGGACUUCGGUUUGGGCGAUGUCUCCGAGCAUUUCGAUCUGGAUGAAUCCUCCGCUAUGGAUAUGGUCGCUGAAGCCGAGCCCUUACCUGAAGACCCUAAGGCUCUGCUUCGGCAUUUGGAGAAAACUUGCCCAGAGACGCUUGCUAUCGUGCGUGAUUGGGAGGACACGGCCGAGAACCUAGUCAAAGCGCGUCGAAAGAUCGCCGAGGCUGAGGCUGAUGACCCAGAUGCUCUUAGCUUGGGCAUGAUACACCUUCACUACCGAAACUCUGUUGGCCUAUGCAACUGCGCUGACUUUCUACAUCCAUAUCCGAUCCAGUCAGAAGUACCAACGCCGGCCUGAAGAGCUUCGAAAGCAUCCCGUCAUGGCACGGCUGCUCACACUCAAACAGUCAUUGAGCACGCUAGAAGAGCUCGAUUUCGCUGCCUCAGACUCUGAAAUCGAGUCCCUCGAGGACUCAGAUGAGGACACGUUCAUGGACGCGGAGCAGCUCUGGGCUAAUGACAAAUUACUCGGUCUCGAACAAGACGAGCUGCGCGACCUGCUUGAUGAUGCUGGCGAGCAAGAAUCAGAGUCCGAGCUGGAAGAACCAGUGAGACCCAAAAAGAAGAGGAAGACUGCUGCCAAGGGCCCGGCUGCUCCUGUAUUCGAUCUCGUUGAGCCUGAGUUCACGACAUCCGUCGGAACCCAGCGUCGCUCGGACUCGUCCGCAGGCGAUGCGUAUGGAGAAGCAACUGCUCUCCAGCACGCUGAUGCAGCUGACAAAUCUGCGCGGAAGAAGACUCUGCGCUUCCACACCUCGAAGAUUGAGAGCGCCAGUGCGAGACGGCAAGGCGCUCGAACCAAUGCUUUGGGAGGUGACGACGACAUACCCUACCGCGAGACAAGAAAGGCCAAGGCCGUGGUUCAGCGACCGCUCGGAGACGACCUGGACGAUGCCGAACCUCAGCCGAGGGCAGAGGAAAGAGCCGAGGCCGAAGAUGCGGACGGAUACUACGAUCUGGUCAAGCGGAAAGCGAAGCAGAAAAAAGAGCGUAAGAAAGAGGAAUAUGAAGCCGCAGUCGAGGCCGCUAGACCAGACUUCUCGGCCGAUGCCGUCGAAGGCCCUCGUUCACUCACCCGGGCCAUCCUCAAAAACAAGGGUCUCACCCCUCGACGAGCAAAGGCUUCCCGAAAUCCGCGUGUCAAAAAGCGCGAGCAAUACAGCAAGGCCAAAAGAAAGGUCGCAUCUCAGAAGGCUGUGUUCAAAGGCGGGCUGGCAGACACGGGCCGGUACGACGGAGAGAGGUCGGGUAUCUCCAAAGUGGUCAAGAGUGUGCGCUUGGGAGGCUGAGAUACAUGUAUGCGUAUAUACAAUCACCACUUUGGUCUCCGCGCCGCCUUUUUCGCGUUCAACGUGUUCCGACCUUUCGCGCCGCGGACGGUCUGCAGAUCCUCAAACUUGCGCUUGGCGUAUCGUUUCGCUUCGGCAUCAUCAACCAAUUCGUCCACCAGGGUUCGCUUUCUCUCCGCGCGAGUGAGGUUGUCCGAAGAUUGGGUCCCAAAUGGCGUAGAAGUGGAAACAACGGUGCCGAUCUGAGAUUUUGGAUGAGAAAUUGCCGCAGGUGUCGAACGAACGCACCGCAAAGAACUCCGGAAGACCCUUGAUUCCCUUGCUUUCUCCUUCCUCCUUUCUGUAGAAUCGCUUUGGAUCAAGCUGAUUUCGCAGGCGCAGUGCCUCGACUUCGCGAUAGAGUCGCGGGAGGUCUGCUUCCGCCGGGGCUGGCAGGUCGAACCAAUCAGGUCCGGCUGUUUUAUUGCGGAGCUAGACACAAUCAAAAGAGAACCCAGUAUAUCGGAUCGUUCGAGCGCACCUGCUUUCGCUCGCGUUUAGCACCGAAAACGAAGAUACGGCCCGCUCAGCAGCUUCAGCAUCUGGAUCUCGGAGCACGGCUACGUCGGUUUUCUUCUUCCCCAGUUGAAAAUAGGGAGUCGGCAAGUCUUUCGGUCUCAGCGGAGUGCUAGAAAUUGUCAUAUCUCCCGCACGCACUGGCGAAUGAUCAUACCGACAGUAGCGCUUGUUUCUCAGCGCGGGCUUUCUCGCGAGCUUUGUUCAGCAACGAGAGCAAAUAUUCGUCGGAAACAUCUUCAGUGUUGCUGGCAGCUGGAUUCACCAUUAGAGAAGGCAAAUCUCUUGGUGGGAAAGAGGUACAUGGAGCGCGUUCUUUCCCUUUGCCCUUGUCGUUUCCGUCAGACAUCGAGUUUAGAAUGAUAACACGGUAGCAGAUGUUAAGUCAAUCUUUUUGAGUUCGACAUUGAUGAGAUCAAUCGAGACUGAUGACACCAUUUGACUCCUAACUGUCAUGAACGACUGUAGUUGCUCAUAUCUCAGGACAGAGCAAUGAUGUCCUUCAUUACACAUCGAGGACAAACCGAAAAGUAGACAAUGUAUCUUGCCUACCGCCCCUGAUGGCGAAAACAACCUCGUCGAAUGAACCUGCGAACUCAGAUGCCCUGCCCUCUCUUCCGAGCAGUGCCCUUCGAAAGAGCAGUGCCACCUCAUUUGGUGGGUUCCCAAACGCCCCACAGCCGAACGCACCGAGAACGAGACGUCUGCAUCCUUGAGAGGCAGCAGCUCGGAAAAUGCACUUGACUUUCUCUCGCAUGAGGUCGCGCUGCUGGUCCACUGCAUAGGACAGGCCGUUGUCGUCCACAUCCGGUCCGCGCACUGCAGCGCACGAGAUGACAUCGACAAACCACCACUGAGAGGGUGGGUUGACUUCCGCGCCUGGUGCCGUGGAUUCGCCGCCGGGAGGGUAUGUACCCCGGAACACGCAGAUAUCUUGCGUAUAGAUGCAACCAACAUCUGGAAGGCGGUAGAAGUCGUCUCUCAGCGCCGGAUACAGUGUGGUCCGCAUGCAAAGGCUUUCUUCUUGGGAGUUCGCCCCGGACAGAAAUCCACCGCCAGGUCGAAGCUCGGAAGCCAUCGAGAGUAUCGCGACCUUGCCGUUGCCAUCUGUGGCUAGAGGGAAAGCUGCUUGUAGAGUAUCCGCCUCGAUCACAGAGAUGAGGGGCAGAGCUGCGCCGGGUGAGUCGCUUGGUGAGGCUUUGAGGUCGCGAAGGAGCUUCGAAGAGCUGAUGCCAGCUCUAGCGCGAGCCGAUGCCUUCAGGACCACGGGUAUGUGCUGGUUUUUUGUCUUGCGUGCAAGCGCGCCACGUUCGGACCGCGACAACACCAUCAGUAGCGUUCCGAAGCUUGAGUUGGAAUCUCUUGGAGUGGGCGCAAGGUGCUGGCGUGGGGCGAUGUGUCAGCCUGACAAUAUCAUAACGAUAACAGUGUGAAGGAAACCAUUCAGCGGCGCAAGUCAAUAGACGCAAAUAGAUCUAGCAGUGAUGCAUUGAGGAUGAGAUAAAUGUAUGCUACAUGGAGGAUAUUGCUACAAUCGGAUCAAGGGGUGCUUGAGUUGCUAGAAAGAUGAGCUUCGGGUGGUAUCCUGUACAUCGACCGUUCUCGCGACGACCAUUCGAAUAUGGGCAGCGGGUGAGCUUCGGUAUUGAAGACCCAUUGGCUCAGAGGCACGAUGUCUUGACCAACAAACAUGAGAUAUAAGUAUUUGAGCGUUUCCGCAAGGAAGAAGCUAAGCUGGUCAGCGAUAGGACAAGGAGAGCCAAA
Messenger RNA from Mycena citricolor, 6211 nucleotides. The record is from the annotation of a GenBank genome assembly. Lineage: Eukaryota; Fungi; Basidiomycota; Agaricomycetes; Agaricales; Mycenaceae.